AAACCCGAGAACCCAACCGAAGUCGAGUUAGUUUGCUGAAGACUUCGACACGAACCGGUCGCCAGUUUUCCCUGACUUUUCCGACUUCGCUUAUCGUCGGUCCUCGCCUCAUUUUUCGUAGCCUGCUUAUCAGCGCAAGAAACGCGUCGCGUGGAAAUGCCGUCGGUGGAAAUGCAGUUGGCAUAAUCCGUUGCCUAUUUCAGUGCUCUGCAACAUAUCAACGGGAAUUUUCUGACAGCUCAUUAAUCAGGCUCCUGCACUCCUGCAGCCAUGUUUUGGAUUUUACGGCGCACUGGCGCCGCCAACUUCUUCAACUCCUUCAACAACAACUGCAGCUUCUCGAAGGGCAAUUCGAACGGCGGUAAUCACAGCAACAGCACUCAAGACAAAUAUGUGAAGCGGCCCCCACGGAAGGCAUAUGGACGACUGAGUGCCGAGGCCGACGAUGCCGUGUCACUUGGCCACAAAAUCGAUGAUCCGUUCGAUGAGCUGGACGACUUUGAAAUGCUGGCAGCGAACUCCAGUGGCAGUCAACCCAACAAUGAGCCACCUGGUGAAGCCAAUGGCAACGUCAAUGUCAACAGCCGUUCAAGUUCAGGAGGAGGAGGAGGAGGCUGUGGGAAUGGGAAUCUGAAUGGGAACGGGAACGGGAACGGGAAUGCCAGCCUGUCACUCCUGCCCUGCACGGAUGCCGAUUGCCAGGGCAACUACGAGGUGGAGAGCGCCCUCUGCGAACUGGGCUUGUGCCAGGCGAAAGCCAAAACAUCAAAGGACCUCGGUGCAGGGAGCACGUCGACAUCGAAGGAGAUUAACGAAAACACAAUAAGUCGGCUGCAUGCGUUGGCCAUGGCCGAUGACGAUGAUGACUACGAUGAGUCACUUACCUGCAACGUGUGCGACCGAGCUUUCCAUUGUCACCGGCAGCUGGCAUCGCACCAGCAGAAGAAGCGGCACUUUGGUUGCAGUGGCUGCGAUAGUUUGUUUCCCUCGCUAAUGCUGCUGGAACACCACAAGGAGGAGUUCGAGCACUGGAGUGACGAGGAGAUGGGGCGCCGGGUCUGUUGUCGGAGGAACAGGUGCGACGACGACUACUUCACGGACACCGACUCCUUCAUCAGCGACGCGGAGAGCGAGGAUCUGGAGAGGUUGUUGUAGGCACCGAACCCAAGGUCGGAACCAGGGAAAGCGACUGAAGGGGUGGCGGGGGAAGGGGCAGGGGCAGGACUUUAUUUGAAUCAUCCCGGCCGAAAAGUAGCCCAACCAUCCCCAUUAAUGCUGGGCGGAAUAUCCUGCGGCGCCAACUGGAAUGGAAGGACAGCGGGAGGACAACGGACUUGGGCGCUCCUCUUCUGAUGAAGAUUGACACACGGGGCGGACCGCUUGUCGCCCUAAUGAAAAUGAAUUAAACCCCAAUCUGGCUGAACGCAAAGCCGCCAGCCAAACAAUGAAAAAUGUUGGCUAAAACCCAAUAGCAAAAACCCAAACAGAGGCGGCAGCGCAAGAUAUAAAAUACUUGUGGACUGUGUGCUGUCUGUACUUUUAGAGUUCAACUUCGAGAGACCUUCGUUGGGGGUCUAAAAACCAAGUUAUAUAUAUAUAUAUGUGAAUGUAUAUCUAUGUGUGUGUAUAUUGAGCUAGUCGAAUACGAAACUCCAUAAAUGGAGAUCAUAUCAUUAAAUGCAUAUGUGUAAACCCCUGAACAAAUGCAAAACUAUUUACCAAAGAAACAAUCCCCAGAAAACCAAAUGUAUUUUUCAAUAAAUAAAGACGUACGAAACCGAA
Messenger RNA from Drosophila rhopaloa, 1782 nucleotides. RefSeq lists its product as uncharacterized. The transcript has 4 exons. The record is from RefSeq and is a predicted model, not a curated record. The coding region runs from base 271 to 1155 and encodes 294 amino acids. Lineage: Eukaryota; Metazoa; Arthropoda; Insecta; Diptera; Drosophilidae.